AUGUCACGAAAUUGUUUUGCCCCGUUGUGUAAAGAAGGAUACCCCUCUACCAGGUCUACUAACAAGGUAUUGGGAAUUCGAAACAAAACAUUGUUUAAAGCACCUAAGGAUCCUAAAGUCUUAGCACAAUGGGUUAAAGCAAUUCCACGAUCAGAUCGAGAUUUGAGAUCAGGGAUAGACCGUGUGUGUGAAAAGCAUUUUGCUGAAACCAGUCUGAUAAAAUAUUUUGAAAAUGUAAUGGCAGAUGGUUCAAUCCAAAAAAUUGAAAGGGAUAGAAUUUGUUUAAAAGAAAAUGCAGUACCGUCAUUGUUUCCAGAUCUACCGCAAUACUUAUCUUCUAUAAAAAAAAUACGAAAACCCCAAGUUCGACAUUUGAACACAAAAUCUAAUAAUGCUGAAACUCCUAACCUCAAUAGUUCAUUUAAUACUACAAUUAUCGAAUAUGAUAUAUUUUACAAUAUUGUGAAUCAAUUGAAAAGUACCAUAUUACCUGAUGCCACAUUUAUUUCCAUGGUAAAAGAUGAUUUGGUUAUUGGAUGGUUUAAUAAUGACAAGGAUACAGUGUUCAAAAAAAUUAUCAUUUAUAAAGAUAAUCUUAACAUACAAGUGUUUGUAAGCAAAGUCAUAGUGAAUGUUGAAGGAAUAAUGCAAACUGCUACAGACUUUGAAGAUAUUGAAAAAAUUAUAGCUAUAGUAAAUAAUUUACAAGCUUGCAGUGGCACUGGUCUUGAUAAAAGCCCACAAUCAGUUGCAUGCUAUGGUUAUGUUGAUGCAAAGAAACCAGGCACAUCAUUUACAGAUUCUCGUUGCACUGUAUGCUCUAAAGAAAGAAAAAAUAUGAUAGAUCUUCAGAGAAUAUAUACUUUAAGACAGAGAGAAAUAAAAAAAAAAUUAAAGAAACAGAAAAGCAUAGGUAGAGUCAAAAACAUUACUCGAAAGAAUAGCAGACUUAAUAAUAAAGUGUUAAAGUUAAAAGAAAAGGUAGGUUUGUUAAAACAGAAGUGUGCUACUGCAUCUGCUGCAGUAAUUGAAAAUGAAUUAACCAGGUUGCCUGAAAGUCAGCAAGAAGCAGUACGUGCUUGUUUUGCUGCUGCUAAAUUAAAAGAUCCUAAAGGAAAUCAUUAUUCUAUUAACUGGAUUUAUGAAUGCCUUUUGGUUAAAAUAAAAAGUAGAAAAGUUUAUGAACAUCUUCGUACAAAAAAAAUAUUAGCUUUACCCUGUAUAGAUAUUCAAGAGAUGUUUUCAUUGAUAAAUUAUCUCAUGGACAUCUAA
Macrosiphum euphorbiae (potato aphid) is the source of this 1272-nucleotide messenger RNA. The record is from the annotation of a GenBank genome assembly. NCBI's taxonomy places the organism in Eukaryota, Metazoa, Arthropoda, Insecta, Hemiptera, Aphididae.